Molecule: messenger RNA, 831 nt
Organism: Schizophyllum commune H4-8
Lineage: Eukaryota; Fungi; Basidiomycota; Agaricomycetes; Agaricales; Schizophyllaceae
Exons: 2
Coding region: 109-831 (240 amino acids)
Biological process (GO): vacuolar proton-transporting V-type ATPase complex assembly
Source: RefSeq, a predicted model, not a curated record
UCGCCAUCUGCUCAUUGACCACCACGAACUGACUCUACUGGCACCUAUGCUGACCGCUGCUCACCAUCCACCGUUCACGAAUACCUAGCUGACUUUGCUUCGAACACCAUGGGUGCCGCCCCCACCGCUCCCGACCUCAGCGUCUCCCUCGAACCCCACCUCCUCGACACGCUCCGCCCCCUCCGCACUCGCGUUCCUCCUUCCCUCGCCGCAGACCUCGAACCGUACCUCGCUACCCCGCCCCCAUCCGAAAUCCCCUACGCCAUCCUCCUCCGCGUAUCGCAAUGGGCGCGCGCGGCCGACCUGCACUCCCUCGGCCUGAAGCCAUCCGACUACACCAUGAUCUCCCUCCUCGCCGGCGCGCGCACCGCUCCGGGCGCGAAGCUCGGAAGGUACGUGCCGCCGCAAAGCGCGGAGGACGCCGCAGCGCAAGGCGUGCGGGACCGGAAGGCCAUCACGGCGCUGCUGAACGCGCUGCUGAGCGUCGGGGGCGCGGCCUUCGCGGCGUGGUGGGCGGCGGAUAAGACGGGGUGGAGGAAUGAGUGGAGGGUGCUGUUUGCUCUGGCCGUGGGCGCGGUCGUAGCGAUAUCGGAGGCCGUGCUCUACAUCAUCUGGCAGUCGCGCGCCACGGGCAAGCUGAAGCCUCUCAAGCUCAACACUCAACGAACUGCGCGCCACAAACGCAUUGACGCGCCAAAUGAGGAUGUUGACGACACAGAGCAGCCUCCAGGCGGCAAAGGCAAAGGACAAUCCACAGACCUCCAAGAUGCGUCGGGCGACGGCGACUUGCGCAAGCGGAUAACCCAGAAAGGGUCUGCGGAGGACUCGUAG